AGGCGGGGCGCACAGGAGCCUGCUGGAACUGGAAUCGGAUGCGAAAAAUCUGCGAGUGCGAACCCGAGUCGGGGUCAAAACUGAAAAAAAAAAGUGGCCACGGUCGUGGCGUGGCGACUUGCGGCGGCGGCAAACGACAGGGGUUCCGUCAUUCCGUGGCCACCAGUGGGAAACUGCAAAAACGCUGUCCCCUCCUACUCUCCGACUCUCCCCGUCGGUGACUGCCCUUCUGCUCUCCGACUCUCCCAGCCGGCGAGACAGCACCUUCUUCACCCCUCUUCCUGAGCGGCGUCGUCUCCCACUUUCUCCACUCUGCAUUCGCUCGAGUGCAGAUCCAUCAGUCCGAAGUCGGGCCGCCGGUUUGUUCUUCAGCUGGUUGGAUGAUUUGUGUGCUGCUGGGAUCCCACUAAUCCGACCUAACCACGCGUAGUUCGAUUAGGUGCUUCAGUGCGCGCCGCGCGGUUUUAAAAAGAAUCAGGAGGGUCGUCCAGCCUCGGAGAUAUUCCCCAGUCUGCUGCGUUGGGUGCAUCAUUUUCUGAUGGGCUACUCUCCAUUUAGCGGUUAUGGAGCCUCCCAGGAAGCAUAAGUCCAGUGGCGUGCCAGUCAAGGAGGAAGUGGAGUCAGAAGAUGGAAAUGAUUUGGUAGCCAAGCGCAGAAGGACUGAAGUUUCAGGGUCCAUUAUCCAACUACAACAGCAAAUUGAAGUCUUUGGCAUGGAGAACAAAGCGCCAGCUGGUCUGAAAGUUGAAGAUUCUACUGGCAAGGAUCCCAUGGAUGUGCUCAAUAGUUGUGCAGUACAGAACUCUGGUCAAGCGAAUGGUCGCAGUAACGAACCGGCAAGCUUGAGACUGCUGAAAAUAUGCAAGGUAAUUGGCUGGAAAGAACCACAAUUUGAUUUUGAAGAACAAGGACCUCAACAUAACAAAACAUUCAAGUGCAAGGUGACUGUUCACUUGGAUGGAUUGCUCAACACCAUUAUGGAGUGCUUCAGCAAGCCCAACCCUAGGAAGAAAGCUGCACGAGAGAACGCCGCACAAGGGGCAUUAUGGUGCCUUCAGUGCUCUGGUUAUGUCAGAAAGUGAUCUUCAGAUGUUCCUGAGUAGUGCCGCUAUCAGCCCUUCUGCUGGCCUGACCAACCCUUGUUAAUGUUGCUAUAUGUGUACAUCUGGUUUAACCUAGAGUUGCUAUGUGUACAUUUGGUUUAACCUGGAGUCAUGUAUUAAACUCGUAGCUUGGUUGUAGACAACUUUGUUUGCGGCAUAGGAGCUCGCGGGAUCAAACCCUAGGCUCUCCCAUUUUACCCUAUUUUUUAGUGGCUUACAUGUGGCUCUUGUAUGAAAAUUCCUCCCCUCAUUUUAUCCUGUUUUUUAGUGGCUUACAUGUGGGGCUCUAUGAAAAUUCGGUGCAAAAA
Sorghum bicolor (sorghum) is the source of this 1411-nucleotide messenger RNA. RefSeq names its product dicer-like protein 4. The record is from RefSeq and is a predicted model, not a curated record. NCBI's taxonomy places the organism in Eukaryota, Viridiplantae, Streptophyta, Magnoliopsida, Poales, Poaceae. Bases 564 to 1082 code for a protein of 172 amino acids. The transcript is spliced from 6 exons.